AUCAAAGCUUUGUGUUGAACAUCCCUAAGGGAUCAUCUUUACACGCCCCCCUCAUCUCUUUUGUCAACCAUAUACUCGUCAAACAAUAUAUCCACCAUGCCAAGCUCUUCUCAAAACAUGUUUCAAGGGGAAUUAGCUGCUGCCCAAGAGACACUAAAGAAGGAAGUUGAGCUUGUGAUGAAACAAAUCAAGGAGCUCACUAAUUCAGUGGAGAUUCCCACGUUUGAGGGAAGAAACGACCUGGAGAAGUUCUCAAAGUGGCUAGCAAAAGUUGAAGACGUCUUUACACUCAAAGACGUGCCCGAAGACAAGAAGGUCAAGCUAAAGCUAGUUGUGGCAAAGUUUCAAACACAUGCCUCUACUUGGUGGGCUAGCGUUGCUUCAAAACGAAAGCUCCAAGGAAAAGCGAAGCCCACUUCCCCAAAGAAUGUUUGGGACAAAUAUGAUGACGAGGACUAUGAUCCCAUUUGGGAUGAAGAACGUGUCAAAGAGGAUGAAGAAAUGUUUGAGGACGCAGAGGAUAACCCGUUUUGGGUUACACAGAUAAAAGAAGAAGAGCAAGAUGAAAAGACCCAUGAGGAAGUCAUCACUCCUGACGCGGAAACAUCCGCUGGAGACCCAUCUUCAUUAACG
Molecule: messenger RNA, 633 nt
Organism: Cuscuta campestris
Lineage: Eukaryota; Viridiplantae; Streptophyta; Magnoliopsida; Solanales; Convolvulaceae
Source: the annotation of a GenBank genome assembly